AUGGGCAUCCUCAAUGCUGGAGCCAGUUCUUGUAAAAGUCUCACGUUAAUUCUAGGUCUUCGCCCGAAACGUUGGAGGAUGUAUCGUGGUCUGCAUCAACCUGAGCGUCGUAUUAACGUCAAAUGGCUCCAGUACAACGCGGAUCAGCCGACGCCUUGUGGAGAGAUUGACCUGCGAAACUCUUCAUCAUGUACUUCCAUACAAAAUGAAAGUCUUCACAUCAGAAGACAAUGCAACGAGAAGAUUGAAUGUAUACUGCAAGACAGGACCACGUAUCGUGUACUAGAGAAGGAACCAACCAUGAAGAAGAAUGAAACAUUACGGAAAAUGCUGAAAGAUAUGCAUGGAAACUGCGAAAAAGACGGAUAG
Molecule: messenger RNA, 369 nt
Organism: Protopolystoma xenopodis
Lineage: Eukaryota; Metazoa; Platyhelminthes; Monogenea; Polystomatidea; Polystomatidae
Source: the annotation of a GenBank genome assembly